Molecule: messenger RNA, 2963 nt
Organism: Patella vulgata (common limpet)
Lineage: Eukaryota; Metazoa; Mollusca; Gastropoda; Patellidae
Product: cytosolic carboxypeptidase 6
Exons: 1
Coding region: 75-1538 (487 amino acids)
Biological process (GO): proteolysis
Molecular function (GO): zinc ion binding; metallocarboxypeptidase activity
Source: RefSeq, a predicted model, not a curated record
AUCCUAACAAGACCACGCCCCUUAACGACAAGGGAGAUAGCUCUUGUUUUCUAUGGUAAAUAACAACAAUUAAAAUGGCGGACAAACGUGCAGAAUCAGUAAAUAGUGAUUCUGACAGCACAGACGAUGUUGUUGUAGGAAAUGUGAAUAAAUUUGCUGUCGUUCCGUCUGGCUAUACUGGUAAACCAAAAAAGGGGCACCUGAUUUUUGAUGCUUGUUUUGAGUGCGGGAAUUUAGGGCGUGUAGACUAUAUCUCAGAACUUGAAUAUGAUUUAUUCAUUCGCCCGGACACCUGCAAUCCACGAUUUCGAGUGUGGUUUAAUUAUACGGUUGAAAAUGUCCGGACAGAUCAGCGCAUUAUCUUCAACAUUGUUAAUUUCAGUAAAACAAAAUCCUUAUACAGAGAAGGGAUGACUCCAUUAGUAAAAUCUACCAGUCGUCCAAAAUGGACGAGAAUUCCAGCCAAAAAUGUUUAUUAUUAUCGCUGUCCAGAUCACAGAAAGAAUUACGUCAUGUCGUUUGCCUUCUGUUUUGAUCGAGAAGAAGAUGUCUACCAGUUUUCAUAUUGCUAUCCAUAUUCAUACUCAAAACUUCAAAAUUACCUGGAUAAUCUGGAGAAGAAAAAUUUUAAAUUUUUCAAUCGCGAACUAUUAUCGUUGACAGUUCAACAAAGACGAUUGGAUCUGAUUACAAUAGCCCAACCACAGGACAAAAAACAGGAACCUUGUGAAGAAAAACAACGAAUAAUUUUUAUAACUGCUCGUGUCCAUCCAGGCGAGACACCAUCAUCAUUCGUUUGUCAAGGAAUUAUAGAUUUCCUCGUUAGUAAUCAUCCAAUCGCAAAAGUUCUACGAGAGAAUCUGGUUUUUAAGAUUAUUCCCAUGUUAAAUCCAGAUGGAGUCUACCUUGGCAACUAUAGAUGUUCUUUAAUGGGCUUCGAUUUGAACAGACAUUGGCAGGAACCGUCACCAUGGGCUCACCCCACCCUCUAUGCAGCUAAGAAUCUUUUAAUGGGCUUAGAUCGUGAUCCGAAAGUCAACUUAGAAUUUUAUAUUGAUAUUCAUGCACAUUCAACACUGAUGAAUGGUUUUAUGUAUGGAAACAUCUACGAAGAUUUGGACAGAUUAGAACGCCAUUCGAUCUUUCCUAAACUUUUAUGUGGAAAUGCUGAAGAUUUUUCUAUGACGAAUACAAAUUUUAAUAGAGAUGCCAUGAAAGCGGGAACUGGACGACGGACAUUGGGUGGAUGCUUGGACGAGUCCGCACAUUGUUAUACUCUAGAAGUUUCUUUUUAUAGUUAUCAGACAAGCACUGCCAGUCAAUUUAUGCCGUACACAGAAGAAGGGUAUAUGAAACUAGGUAGAAACGUGGCUCGGACAUUUCUCGAUUUUUAUAAAAUGACUGGUUAUAUAAGUAGUAAGCCCAGUAGCAGUAUCGUACCAAAACCGUAUAAUAUCGGAUCUAGAGACAGGGCGGGGGACAACAAUAGUGAAUCAGGGGUCAAAAAUUUAUACGAUGACCCUUAUUACACCAGGUGAAUUGACUCAGAUGUUUGGAUAUAUUUUAAUGAAGGAGAGCACGGUCAUUUGAAUCAAAAUCAAAUAUUUCAACUCUUCACAGUGGUCGAUUAUUUAAGGGGUUUGGACUGUUGGUUCAUGCAGUUUUAUUCAUUUGGAUGAUUUUAGUUUGUCUACUGUAUGUUCUGUGUUCUGUCGAGCAGCUAGAAGUAUGAUCAGUAUUGUGGCUUACAGCUUUAUUCACUAGGAAUUAGGCCAUUUUGGGUUGUCUGUGACUCUUGAGUGUAAACUGUACUGUUUGUUCUAUAUUUUGCUGAGCAGCUAGAAUGGACAUUUGUUGUGGCCAACAGCUUUAUUCACAAUGCUUCGAGUUGUACUGUUUGUUCUGUGUUUUGCCAAGAAAUGAAAUGAAAUGGGGUUUAAUGUCCUACUUUUCUGCACCGACUGGGCUAUUGAAGACAGGAUUUUGCCGAGCAGCUAAAACCACAUAUAAAAAUAAUCAAAUAAUAUCAGAGCGUUUACAUUUUGUCAUUAUAUUAAUGAUACAUUACAGUAUAUAAUUUAAAUGACUGAUUAUUUAUAAUAUUUAAAUGCUAUUUAUUUAUUUAUUGUAAAUUUUUGUGUUUAUUGCUUGUUCAGUAUGUAAUAAUAAAUAUUUUUUUUUAAAACUCUAUUCUAUAAAUAAAAUAUUAAAAUUUAAUGCGAAGACUAUCAGUAUUAUAAUAUAGAAAUAUCUGUAUUAAAUGUGGGAGCCAUGGUGGCUCAGUGAGUAAGACGUUGGCUCGCUAAACUGGAGGUCCCAUGUUUAAUCCCUGCGUUGGCCGAGUAAGUUCAUUGGGAUUUUCUGGUGUGGUUUCUCCUUGUCAUUGGUGCAGGAUCGAGGGCCUGGCAAGGGACAACAUAUAGUCGUUUGGAUGUGAUGAAAAACCGAAAUCCUAUGUACACAUUGGCAUGCCCGUGAAAGAUCCCUUGGCAGUUGAAAUUUAAUAUAAGAGAAGGGCGUAGCGCCGCUGUCCGGGAAAGAUUUCCCUCAUGGCACACUGUCGGCAUAUGCCCAUCUUCAUUAGCCCAGUUGGAUUAAACCCUAUGUCAUGUAUUAAAUGUGAUGUUUUUAAUGAUAAAUCCUAGUUAACUUGCGAUAUUUGAUUCUGAAUGUGAAAUAUCUUGAUUCUAAUUCAAACCAUUCUAAGAUCAGAGAAAUGAAAUUGCGUUCAACGUCCUACUUUUCUGCUAUGAUGAGGUAAAUUUUGCCGUGACAGGGGCUCUACAGCCUACUGUUAUUUCGAAUUCCACCUGUCAAGGGUUCUUUAACGUGCAUACCAAUGUCUACACAGGACCUCAGUUUAACAUGCCAUCCAAACGCCUAGACACUGUCCUUGCCAAGGCCUCUGUCCUGCACCAUUGCAGAUUCAGAAUUAAUAUGCAUGUGUUGUUAGGGCCUUACAC